CCCAUAGGCUGGAUUGCAACUCCACUCUCCAUCAUUCCAUCGAGUCAUCGACUGUUCUGUUUGCCCAAUUCGUCCAUAGGUCUGAUCACUGAAUCGACUAUUAGCUCUCUCUCUCUCUCUCUCUCUCUCAUCAGGGAAAGAUACGUUCUAUGACCAAGGCUAACAGAUUUUUGAAUUUUCAAAUAUCAAACGGUUGCAACGCAACUACCCCAUGGAACACGCAUCUGAGAGAGCUUGCAAAGCACGGCCACUUUCGAGAAGGCCUCAUACUCUACCGCCAAAUGCUCCGUUCCGGCGACUCCCCCAACGCGUUUUCCUUCCCCUUCGCCCUCAAAUCGUGUGCCGCCCUCUCGCUCCCAGCUGCCGGCGCCCAGCUCCAUGGACAUGUCAUCAAGACGGGGUGCGUAUCCGAACCUUUUGUUCAGAGCUCUCUGAUAGCCUUGUAUUCUAAAUGCUCUCUAAUUGAGAAUGCACGCAAAGUGUUUGAUGAAGUCGCUUACUUAACAAAAUCAACAGUUUGUCACAAUGCGUUGAUUUCUGGGUUCACCUUGAAUUCUCGAUAUAGUGAUGCUGUUUCACUUUUUUGUUUCAUGAGGAGAAUGGGUGUUCCGUGCGAUGCAGUUACAAUGCUUGGUCUAGUCCCUGUUUGUACCCUUUCCGUACACUUGGAGCUGGGCAUGUGCAUUCAUGCUUGUAAUGUGAAGUUUGGAUUGGACAAUGAUGUAGCUGUUGGGAAUUGUUUGCUUACUAUGUACGUGCGAUGUGGGUCAGUUGGUCUUGCUCGAAAGUUAUUUAAUGAAAUGCCUAAAAAGGAAUUGAUAACUUGGAAUGCGAUGAUUUCUGGGUAUGCCCAAAAUGGGCUUGCUGCCAAUGUUUUGGAACUUUAUCGUGAGAUGGACUCUAUGGGAAUUUGUGCUGAUGCCGUAACUCUUCUUGGGGUUCUCUCGUCCUGUGCUCAUCUUGGUGCCCAAAGUGUUGGUCGGGAGGUAGAACGGCGGAUAGAGUGUGGUGGAUUUGGUUUGAAUCCAUUUUUGAAGAAUGCGCUAAUUAAUAUGUAUGCCAGGUGUGGUAAUCUGGUAAAGGCUCGUGCAAUUUUUGAUGACAUGCCUGUGAAAAGCCUAAUUUCGUGGACAGCAAUUAUAGGUGGUUACGGAAUGCAUGGACAUGGAGAAAUUGCUGUACAACUUUUUGACAAAAUGGUCAGGGCUGGUGUUCAACCUGAUGGAACAGUGUUUGUGUGUGUUUUGUCAGCGUGUAGCCAUGCAGGGCUGACUGAUAAGGGCUUGGAUUAUUUUGCUGCAAUGGGAACAAAUUAUGGGCUGCAACCAGGACUAGAGCAUUACUCUUGCAUGGUGGAUCUUUUAGGUCGGGCCGGUCGAUUUGAUGAAGCUCGUAAUCUCAUUGAGUCAAUGUCCAUGGAACCUGAUGGUGCUGUAUGGGGGGCCCUUUUGGGUGCUUGUAAGAUACACAAAAAUGUUGAUCUUGCAGAGCUUGCUUUUGAGCGGGUUAAUGAGCUUGAACCCAUGAAUAUUGGCUACUAUGUCCUGCUAUCAAAUAUAUAUUCUGAGGCGAAGAACUCGGAUGGGGUGUUAAGGAUUCGAGUAAUGAUGAGAGAGCGGAAGCUCAGAAAAGAGCCAGGUUGUAGCUAUGUUGAGCAUAAGGGAAGGAUGCACCUCUUCUUGGCUGGGGAUAGAACUCAUCCUCAAACAGAGGAGAUUUACAGAAUGUUGGAGCAUUUGGAGGAUUUAGUUAAGGAACUCGGUGGGUCCAAAAGUAGUGAUGAGGAGAGAUGUGAUGAAGAGCUCAUGACUGGCAUGGGAGUACACAGUGAAAAGUUGGCGAUUGCAUUUGGACUCUUAAACACCGAAGCAGGGGCAGAGAUUGUCAUAAUAAAGAACCUGAGAGUAUGUGGAGACUGUCACGUGUUUAUCAAGUUGGUUAGCAAGAUUCUGGAUCGCCAUUUUGUUGUUAGAGAUGCAACUCGUUUCCAUCAUUUUGAGGAUGGGGUCUGUUCUUGCAAGGACUACUGGUGAGACUUCUAUUGUUUUUGGAAGAUUUGAAUCAACUCCACCUGGUUGAAAGCAGCACAGCCCCAGGAGGUCAAGAUAUUGGUAAGUUUGUAUUGCAGCUCGUCAACUUUUUUCAGAGAUCUGAACAUUUUGAAGUUGGAGUAUAGCAUGAAAUUUCAUGCUUUUGGGAUCACCGAAUUUGGCUCAAAGUGGUUGCUGGAAUUCAGUUGGCUGGGUUGGAGAAGGGGGGGAGGUGCCGGAAGCUUUUGCCGAUAGGCUCUUGCUUAGAUGUAUUGACCACAUAAGAGACAAUUGUUGCUAGCUUUUAAAGAGGUUAUAAUCUCCAGCAAGUGAUCAUAAAAUUAAUUUCAAUAGUCACAUAUGCUAAUUUUAAGGGGCCAUUGCCUGGAGUUUUGGUAAUGAACAUGUUCCAAAAUCUUUGAUAGUGACCACUGUGUGCAAAAAUGUUGGAGCUUAGGACUCUCCCAGGGCCUCCAUUGUAGGACAAACUGGUUAAUGGCCUUUGUGCAUCUCAAUUUGAUGAAAUGGAAGAGGUCUUUAUAAUCACGUGAAGCGAGGAAUUUGAAAGAGAAAUGAUGAGCUCAUCAUACGAAUGGACCAAAACAAAUAAAUAUAUUUGUUUGUACAACUAUAUUUGUGCAAAUAAUCAGCAUAAUACAGAGACUCACAAUUCAUAUGAAGUAGCAUUGUGCAUCAUUGAGGAGAUUUCCACACAUGUUAUUCCUCUUUUUCAGUUUUUUCUUCUUUUCUUUCCAUUUUCCUAUCUCCUUUCUCAAUGGUGGUCUGGAGUUCGGGAGCAUUGAAUUCAAAAUUGGGAAUUCGAAUUGUAUGAAGUUCAAUUGCAACUCAUAUUGUUAUGUAUUAGAAUUUAGGUUUUGUCUAAAUUCAUACAACUUCAAAUUUAAAGCUUUUAUUUUGUCUAUAUCAAU
Messenger RNA from Malania oleifera, 2959 nucleotides. RefSeq names its product putative pentatricopeptide repeat-containing protein At3g11460, mitochondrial. Gene Ontology annotation, biological process: RNA modification. The transcript has a single exon. Gene Ontology annotation, molecular function: zinc ion binding; RNA binding; protein binding. The coding region runs from base 150 to 2033 and encodes 627 amino acids. The record is from RefSeq and is a predicted model, not a curated record. NCBI's taxonomy places the organism in Eukaryota, Viridiplantae, Streptophyta, Magnoliopsida, Santalales, Ximeniaceae.